GGAAUGGGCGGGGCUAUUUAUCCAGCAGUCAGGGCUGUUGUGUUGUGUCUGGUGAUCUCCGCUCCUCUGCAGUAAGACGCUUCUUCUUCUGAAUGACCCCCAAGGAUGGACAAGCACAGGAAUGAGAUCACUAAGAGAAUAUUACACUUCACCUUGGAGAUCCUCCACCUGCUGACCGGAGAGGAUUACACCAGAGUGAAGAAGACAUGGGGGGAGUGUGUGGCCCCCAAAAGCCAUCUCCAUGAGUCAGGAGGACAGAGCAGGGCCCGGAGCCCCAUCACGGAGCCUCCACCUCUCUCACUGAUACAUGAGGAGAAGAUCCUAGAACUCACCUACAGGAUCACUGAGCUGCUGACUGGAGAGGUUCCUAUAAGGUGUCAGGAUGUGGCGGUCUAUUUCUCCAUGGAGGAGUGGGAGUAUGUAGAAGGACACAAGGAUCUGUACCAGGACAUAGUCAUGAUGGAGGAUCACCGGCCCCUCACAUCACAAGAUGGAGUCAUUGAUAGAAAUCCACCCGAGAGGUGUCCCCGCCCUCUGUAUUCCCAGGACUGUCCAGAGGGAAAUGUUCCAGACAAGCAUCAGGGGGGAGAUCUGACUAAUAAUAAAGUGGAGGAUGAAGAAGAGAGGAUGAGGGGCCAUCACCCUUGUAUGAGGGAAGUGAAGGAGGAAAUUCCAGGAGGUGUUACCCCAGAUGGAGUCAUUGAUAGAAAUCCACCCGAGAGGUGUCCCCGCCCUCUGUAUUCCCAGGACUGUCCAGAGGGAAAUGUCCCAGAGAAGCAUCAGGGUAAAAAUCUGAUUGAUAUCAAGGUCGAGGAUAAGGAAGAAGAGGAGACGGAUUUCUGGGCCGAUCAGCAGUAUGGAGUCAUUGAUAGAAAUCCACCCGAGAGGUGUCCCCGCCCUCUGUAUUCCCAGGACUGUCCAGAGGGAAAUGUCUCAGAGAAGCAUCAGGGUAGAAUCCUUACUAUUAUUAAAGUGGAGGAUGAAGCCGAAGAAGAAUGGAUGCUAAGUAGGGGCGAUCAUCCGUGUAUGAGGGAAGUGAAGGAGGAAAUUCCAGGAGGUGUCGUCCCAGAAAACCCCAGUAUGAGCUCCGAGGGAAACUUCAUGUUAUCCCUAAUAACUAAAGAUGAAGAUAUGAUGGAGCGCUCCUCAGGAGAAGACCUCCUUACCCCUAAUGUCCAUCCAGAUCUAUCCUAUAAUAAUCCACCUGAUCAUGAGGAACCUUCUCCUGACCAACCACACAUUGUUACCACAAGGACAGAUCAUUUCAUUGAUGAAAGCGGAAGAGAUCUUUUUACACACAGGAAAAGUCAAGCAGGAGAGAAGCCGUAUUCAUGUUCAGAAUGUGGAAAAUGCUUCACAUAUAGAUCGAAGCUCAUUUUACACGAGAGAAUUCACACAGGAGAAAAGCCGUACUCCUGUUCAGAAUGUGGGAAAUGUUUCAUACAGAAAUCUCAACUUGUCACACACGCGAGAACUCACACAGGAGUGAAGCCAUAUUCAUGUGGAGAAUGUGGGAAAAGUUUUACAGAUAAAUCAGAUCUAGUCAGACACGAGAGAAUUCACACAGGAGAAAAGCCGUAUUCAUGUGCAGAAUGUGGGAAAUGUUUUAUACAGAAAUCAACUCUUGCUGCACAUGAGAGAAUUCAUGCAGGAGGAAAGCUAUUCUCGUGCGUAGAAUGUGGGAAAUGUUUUAAAGAUAAAUUGAGUCUUGUUAUACAUAGGCAAAGCCACACAGGGGAGACAGAAUAUCCAUGUUCGCAGUGUGGCAAAUGUUUUAUACACAAAGCACAUCUUAUUAUACAUAAGAGAAGUCACACAGGAGAGAAGCCGUAUUCAUGUUCGGAAUGCGGGAAAUGUUUUACAAUUAGAUCAGAUCUUAUUAUACAUGAGAGGAGUCACACAGGAGAGAAGCCGUAUUCUUGUUUGCCUUGUGGGAAAUGUUUUAUAAGCAAAUCCAAUCUUAUUAGGCACGAGAGAAGUCAUGCAGGAGAGAAGCCUUAUUCAUGUUCGGAAUGUGGGAAAUGUUUUACCAGGAAGUCGAGUCUCGAUAGACACGAGAGAAAUCACAGAGGAGACAAGCCACAUACAUGUUCACUAUGUCCGAAACGUUAUACAGAAAGAUCUCUUCUCGAGAAGCACCUGAAAACCCAUGCAAGGACAGCUACACCGGAUAAUCAAUCAUCUUUACAGCAGCUACACCGGAUAAUCAAUCAUCUUUACCAUAAGGAUCUGUGGAACAUUCUACCUGAGGAACUGACCAUAGUGAAGAAGACAUGGGGGGAGUGUGUGGCCCCCAGCAGCCAUCUCCAUGAGUCAGGAGGACGGAGCAGGGCCCGGGGCCCCAUCACGGAGACUCCACCUCACUCACUGAUACAUGAGGAGAAGAUCCUAGAACUCAUCCACAGGAUCACUGAGCUGCUGACUAGACAGGUUCCUAUAAGGUGUCAGGAUGUGGCGGUCUAUUUCUCCAUGGAGGAGUGGGAGUAUGUAGAAGGACACAAGGAUCUGUACCAGGACAUUAUGGAGGAUCACCGGCCCCUCACAUCACAAGAUGGAGUCAUUGAUAGAAAUCCACCCGAGAGGUGUCCCCGUCCUCUGUAUUCCCAGGACUGUCCUGAGGGAAAUGUCCCAGAGAACCAUCAGGGUGAAAAUCUGACUAAUAUAAAGGUUGAGGUAAAAGAUGAACCAGAAGAGGAGACGGAUUUCGGGGCCGAUCAGCAGUAUGGAGUCAUUGAUAGAAAUCCACCCGAGAGGUGUCCCCGCCAUCUGUAUUCCCAGGACUGUCCAGAGGGAAAUGUCCCAGAGAAGCAUCAGGGGGGAGAUCUGACUAAUAAUAAAGUGGAGGAUGAAGAAGAGAGGAUGAGGGGCCAUCACCCGUGUAUGAGGGACGUGAAGGAGGAAAUUCCAGGAGGUGUUACCCCAGAAAAUCCCAGUAAGAAUUCUGAGGGAAACUUCAUGUUAUUCCUGAAUGAUAAAGGAGAAGAUGAAGAUAUGAUGGAGCGCUCCUCAGGAGAAGACCUCCUUACCCCUAAUGUCCAUCCAGAUCUAUCCUGUAAUAAUCCACCUGAUCAUGGGGAACCUUCUCCUGACCAACCACACAUUGUUACCACAAGGACAGAUCAGAAAGGAGGGAAAAAGUUUCAAUGUGAUGAAUGUGGGAAAGAGUUUACAAAAAGUUCAAAUCUUUUUACACACAGAAGAAUUCAUACAGGAGAGAAGCCAUAUUCAUGUGCAGAAUGUGGAAAAUGUUUCACGCACAAACCAUAUCUUGUUACACAUGAGAGAAUUCACACUGGAGAGAAGCCGUAUUCAUGUUCAGAAUGUGGGAAAUGUUUCGCAUAUAAAUCGUAUCUUGUUACUCAUGAGAGAAUACACACAGGAGAGAAGCCGUAUUCAUGCUCAGAAUGUGGGAAAUGUUUUACAGAUAAAUCAAGUCUUGUUACACACGAGAGAAUUCACAAAGGCGAGAAGCCAUAUUCAUGUUCAGAAUGUGGGAAAUGUUUUACAUAUAAAUCAAGUCUUGUUACACAUGAGAGAAAUCAUACUGGGGAAAGGCCGUACUCCUGUUCACAAUGCGAUAAAUGUUUUACAAGUAGUUCCCAGCUGGUUUCACAUGAGAGAACCCAUAACGGAGAGAAGCCGUAUUCAUGUUCAGAAUGUGGGAAAUGUUUUAUAAAUCAGUCAGGUCUUGUUCGACAUGAGAGAAGUCACACAGGAGAGAAGCCGUAUUCAUGUUCAGAAUGUGGCAAAUUUUUUACACACAAAUCCUAUCUUGUUAUACAUAAGAGAACUCACUCAGGAGAGAAACCAUAUUCGUGUUCAGAAUGUGGGAAAUGUUUUACAAAUAAAUCAAGCCUGGUUACACACGAGAGAAGUCACACAGGAGCAAAACCGUAUUCAUGUUCAGAAUGUGGAAAAUGUUUUACAAAUAAGCAAAGCUUUGUUACGCAUGAAAGAAUUCACUCGGGAGAGAAACCGUAUUCGUGUUCGGAAUGUGGGAAAUGUUUUACAAACAAAUCAAGUCUUGUUAAACAUGAAAGGAUUCACACAAGAGACAAGCCAACUUUGUGUUCAUAAUGUGGGAAAUGUUUUAUUACUUAAGUCCUACUAAGGAAUCAUCAGGGGGUUUCAGACCCCGACCAAGCAAA
This is a messenger RNA of Hyla sarda, 4148 nucleotides long. RefSeq names its product oocyte zinc finger protein XlCOF7.1-like. Gene Ontology annotation, cellular component: nucleus. The coding region runs from base 106 to 4077 and encodes 1323 amino acids. Gene Ontology annotation, biological process: regulation of transcription by RNA polymerase II. Lineage: Eukaryota; Metazoa; Chordata; Amphibia; Anura; Hylidae. The transcript is spliced from 19 exons. The record is from RefSeq and is a predicted model, not a curated record. Gene Ontology annotation, molecular function: RNA polymerase II cis-regulatory region sequence-specific DNA binding; DNA-binding transcription activator activity, RNA polymerase II-specific.